CCACAACUACACGAAUCGUAUGAAACAAGUCCAUCUUACAUAAUGGUGAAUGUGUAGAACCACAUUUGUCGUUCUCGUAUUUGAUUAAAGUGCUGUUUGAAGUAUAGAAUCAUGUCUUUUAGCAGAGUAAUUGUAAGAUCGUUCAGUAGCAGUCUUGCUACUCAACAAAUGGUUAAGCCUCCAAUUCAAGUAUUUGGAGUAGAUGGAAGAUAUGCUACUGCGCUUUAUUCAGCAGCUUCGAAACAAAAAUCAUUGAAUGCUGUUGAAAAGGACCUGCUAAAAUUUGAAGGUCUUCUAAAAACUGAUCAGAAAUUGAAUGAAUUUGUGAAAGACCCAGCAAUAAAAAGGAAAGAUAAAGCAGAAUCGCUUAAGGCAAUUGGUUCCAAAAUUAGUUUAAGUAAGGAAACUACAAAUCUCUUGGCUUUACUUGCAGAAAAUGGAAGACUUGGAUAUCUGAAUAGUAUAAUUAAUACGUUUAAAUUAUUAAUGGCUGCUAACAGAGGUGAGGUUCCCUGUGAAGUAACUACUGCAAAACCACUUGAUGCUGAUAUGAAAGCUAAGCUUGAGAAAGCUUUGAAAGGAUUUUUAAGCAAAAAUCAAAAUAUUUUGCUAACCACAAAGGUUGAUCCUACCAUUCUUGGGGGUAUGAUUAUAUCAGUGGGUGAUAAAUAUGUAGAUAUGAGUGUUGCUACUAAAAUUAAGAAAUACAGUGACAUUAUUGCCACCACAGCGUGAACAUCUUUUAUAAAAUUCAGUGAGAAAAAAAAUAACCUAUACAUAGAGAGGUUAAUAUAGGUGAUCAUUAAAUAACAUGUACAUCAUUGAACAAUAAAUUAUUUCAAACCCA
This is a messenger RNA of Megachile rotundata (alfalfa leafcutting bee), 847 nucleotides long. RefSeq names its product ATP synthase subunit O, mitochondrial (gene ATPsynO). Gene Ontology annotation, molecular function: proton-transporting ATP synthase activity, rotational mechanism. NCBI's taxonomy places the organism in Eukaryota, Metazoa, Arthropoda, Insecta, Hymenoptera, Megachilidae. Gene Ontology annotation, biological process: proton motive force-driven ATP synthesis. The record is from RefSeq and is a predicted model, not a curated record.